UCCGCUGUCAUGACGCAGAGAACCCGGAAGUGUUCCAGCGACAGAGAGCAGGCACCGAGAGCUAAAAAGCCCGAAUUGAAGACAAGAUGACCGGACUGCCCCGCAGGAUCAUAAAGGAAACUCAGCGUUUGCUGGCAGAGCCUGUCCCAGGCAUCAAGGCAGAGCCAGAUGAAGGCAACGCCCGCUACUUUCAUGUGGUCAUUGCUGGACCUCAGGACUCGCCUUUCGAGGGGGGCACAUUUAAACUUGAACUCUUUUUACCAGAGGAAUAUCCCAUGGCAGCUCCUAAAGUACGCUUCAUGACCAAAAUAUAUCAUCCCAAUGUAGACAAGUUGGGAAGAAUAUGUCUAGACAUUUUGAAAGAUAAAUGGUCGCCAGCUCUGCAGAUUCGUACAGUGCUGCUCUCAAUCCAGGCGUUACUAAGUGCACCCAACCCUGACGAUCCCCUAGCAAAUGACGUUGCAGAGAAGUGGAAGUCCAGUGAAGCUGAAGCCAUAGAAACAGCCAAGUCAUGGACCAGGCUUUAUGCUGGAAGCAAAAACGAAGUGUAGAGCAGCCUAACAACAAGUGGAAGUGAAGUGUGAACACAACUUCUCACGUUCUGCCAAGACCUCUUCCAACUUCAUUUGCAUUUAAAGGACACAGUCUUAAAUAAAUAUAUGUAUAUUGAUAUAUAUACAUAUACAUAUAUAUAUAUAUAUAUAUAUAUAUAUAUAUAUAUAUAUAUAUAUAUAUAUAUAUAUAUAUAUACACACAUAUAUAUAUAUAUAUACACAUAUAUAUUAUGAAAUAAACAUGAAUAUAUUGUAAAGGAAAAAAGAACAACUGCUGACAAUUGGUGAUUUAAAUGCACACUCGUAAUGAAAUCACUCGUCGUUGUCCUAACUCACUACUGUUUAAAUGCAUGGGCAAAGGUUUUAGAUCUUCUCACCUGGCUUUCUUUGUCCAUUGAUUUUGGGAGGCUUUCGCCAACUGCUGCUUACAAGCACGUUUUAGGGGAGGAAAGAGGGACCUCCAUCCCACAUUUUUGGUGGGUUUUGGGGGCGUUCCAGAGCUGUGGAGUAGGGUGUGGAGGAGACACUGGCUAGAAGUGGUCAAUAUUCUAUACUAUAUCUUUUAACUUUGUUUUCUCAUGUCGCUGUUUGUUUAUUAAAAGCAGCUAACUACUACUAGCCCACUGUAUGUAGACACUCACCUGGAGGCGGACCAGUGUUUCGUCCUGCGUAGAUGGCCGAGCAGGACGCUAAACAAUCCUAGCAAUACUUCUUCCUCUUUAAGUCACAUUUGGCUGCAGUAAAUACAAAAUAUGACUAAAAACUAAACUGAGCCUGUCACAGUCACAUUACCUUUUACAACCUCUCUCAGUGGAAACUUGGAUUGUGGAUGUUGUGAGAGAGUGUGGAGGGUAAGGUGGACAUUGUGGACCAUUCCUUAGUUUUAGACUUUUUUUUUUUUUUUUUUUUUUACCGUAUCCAGUCUUUUAUAUGUGAAUCUUUCUUGCAGUUGCCAUACUAACCACUCUGCUUCCCCCCCUCCUUUGUCAUCACAGUCUAAUGCUACAAGACUCUGGGGUUAACUUCUUCCAAUGGCAUUUAUUUCACAAGGCUGUGGUUACAUUUCAGCAGUCGGUUGUUUGAUGAUGUGAGGGGUGGGGGUUGGUGACCUGUAUGACAGGAGAUGCUGGAUCAAACUCCAGAAGAUCAAUGGAGGCUUUGUCUCUGUCAUGACUGGUCUUUGGCUGAAAAAGUCUGUAUUCAAUUCACUGUUUGUAAAUUCAUUCUUUCUAUUAAUCUGGGGAGGAAAUGUUUUCCUGCUCUCAGGGCGGGUUCACACCGAAAGGUCCGGUUCCUGAAUCGAACCAGUGCGGGGAUGAUACAUCGUUUAACUGUUUACAACUGGUCCAAACUCAAACUAAAGACCUGUGGCGGAAGUGUUUGAUUGUUGAGGAGGCAGCUCACCGAGGAGUGAUUGUUAAAAUUUGUAAUUCCAGAAAAGAAACUCAAGAGAAUUCAGUCCUGAUUGGCAGGAAAAAGUCUAUGAACUUACACCAGAUUUGGUGGUAUUAUGCAUGUGACACUUUGGUUUAAUACUACAGGUCACAGAAUACUGGGGGGGGCAGUACAACAAACUGGACUGGAUACUAGUUCACCAAAGCAGGAAGUGAAAAAUGUUUUUUAAUCAUUUAAAUGACACAUGUUCGAAUAGUGUUCACACCAGAAAUUAACCGCUCCAGGGUUCACUCCAUAAGCGGUCCAAGACCGGAAGGCCGAGGUUUGGUCUGCACCAGAGUUUGAGUCCGGCAUUCAGACCAACCCAAACAAACAGAUUCUUUUGGGGGGUAAAUGCUCCUGGUUUCGGUUCAACUGGACCAAACAAGGUGUGAACCUGCCUUCAGAAUACUAUGAAACAGUCCACCUGCAUACUGUUAUGUUCUGUAAAUAAAAUCUGUUGAUUAAUAAA
Molecule: messenger RNA, 2460 nt
Organism: Dicentrarchus labrax (European seabass)
Lineage: Eukaryota; Metazoa; Chordata; Actinopteri; Moronidae
Gene: ube2na
Product: ubiquitin-conjugating enzyme E2Na
Exons: 4
Coding region: 87-551 (154 amino acids)
Biological process (GO): DNA damage tolerance; protein K63-linked ubiquitination
Cellular component (GO): nucleus
Molecular function (GO): ubiquitin conjugating enzyme activity
Source: RefSeq, a predicted model, not a curated record